Messenger RNA from Cylicostephanus goldi, 477 nucleotides. The record is from the annotation of a GenBank genome assembly. Lineage: Eukaryota; Metazoa; Nematoda; Chromadorea; Rhabditida; Strongylidae.
AUGGCAUCUUUUUUUUUUCAGAUUCCUGAAUCAAUCGACUGGCGAGAAAAGGGACUCGUUACCGAUGUGAAAAACCAAGGAAUGUGCGGAUCUUGCUGGGCUUUCUCAGCUACCGGAGCCCUCGAAGGACAGCAUGCUCGUGCCGCUGGAAAAAUGGUUUCCCUUUCCGAGCAAAAUCUGGUAGAUUGCUCAACUAAGUAUGGAAAUCACGGCUGCAAUGGUGGUCUCAUGGAUCUUGCUUUUGAAUACAUUAAGGAGAAUCAUGGAAUAGACACCGAAGAGAGCUACCCCUAUGUCGGCAGGGAAACGAAAUGCCAUUUUAAGGCAAAGGACAUCGGUGCCGACGACAAGGGAUUUGUUGAUCUUCCAGAAGGAGACGAAGAGGCUUUGAAGGUAGCAGUCGCGACCCAAGGCCCUAUCUCCAUUGCUAUCGAUGCAGGUCAUAGAACCUUCCAGCUGUAUAAGAAAGGUAAAUGA